Cryptococcus deneoformans JEC21 is the source of this 1448-nucleotide messenger RNA. RefSeq lists its product as hypothetical. Bases 51 to 1448 code for a protein of 465 amino acids. The record is from RefSeq and is a predicted model, not a curated record. Lineage: Eukaryota; Fungi; Basidiomycota; Tremellomycetes; Tremellales; Cryptococcaceae. The transcript is spliced from 2 exons.
UUGAUUACUCUUUUUUAUAAUACUACCCCGACAGUUUCAAUUACACCGAAAUGCCGCUGUCUCCGAACCCAUCGCAAGGCUUGGGCAUAACACUGCCCAACUGUGCUCACCCUCCGUCUCCCCUGCGGAUAUCCACUACCAGUUCUCCUCCUCUCGAACCCGGGGGUCAGACCCGCGCUCACGCUGAUGGUCAAGGAUCGCCGAUAAAGGUAGCCGCGACGGCGACGGCAGCGAGUAGUGGAGGGAUAGCAGGCACGCGAUUAAGAGUCAAGACGAAUGACAGCUUUGCCCUGCGGCCCACCCACUCGCACUCGCCCACCGCAUCCAUCUCUUCUAUUCCAUCUUCGCCUCUAACAUACAGCACGGGAACGGUAAAGAGUCUACGUACCUCGAAACCUCUCGGUCCCCGAUCUUCUCCACGCGAGGGCGGGACGCAUGGACUGCGCGUCGAGGUGGAGGAGAUGUACAGGGACGAGGCGCAUGGCGAGGAGAAUGGGGGUGACAAAGACGAUGACCGCCAGCGUCUCGUACCAAGCCCGACCGCCGACACCGACGCCGACGCCCACGCCGCGCCCUCGCGCGCACCUUCUUCCGCAUCCGUCAUCUCCACCUCCUUUUCCGCUUCCACGCACCACACAUCGUCAAGCAAGGUGGGCAGGGUGAAGAGCAGCGAAGUCUUGCGCCGUCGCGGGGCGGCUAAAGAAGGGGGCAAGUAUAUGCAGCUAGAGGGUGGAGAUGGAGAGAGAGAAGACGAAGAGAUUGUCCGUUCGCCGUUAUCAGGCAAAGAUGGAUAUCGAGAACAGCGACUCCCAAGCUAUCACCACCAGCACCCUUCUGUGCAUGCCCCUGCACCCGUGUUUGCACCACCCGCGGCGUACGCAUUUCCUUACCCGCCUCGACGGACAGGGCAGCCUGAAACGUUCCAAGCGACGGACCUGCCGCGCUCGGCGUCGCAGCCUAUGCACCUCUACUCUGUGCCCGCGUUCUUUGACCCGACGUACACCACCGCACGCCCGGCGGGGGACGACUCCCAAGACGACGAGCUGCGGUCGCGGCCAUGGAGCGAAAGCACACUGGACGGUGUGCGCGUGGGGACCGCGAAGCGGCGGGGGCGGUCGCUGUCUGACGGGGCGGAGCUGCUCGCGCGACAGGGCACGCUGCUGGACCCGUCGUGCGGCACGCCGCGGUCGUCGGCGGAGCUGGGGAUCCUGCUGGGCGGUGCGCGGUCGCGGCGGCUGUCGCGGGACCGGCUGGCGGCGGCGGGGGCCGGGGGCGGGGUGCGGCUGGAGGCGAGCAAGAAGGGGCGUGCGCGGGUGGAGGUGGACGUGGUGGUGGAGCGGGAGUGUGUGGUGGAGGGGGGGGACGUGCGGGGGCGGGUGGAGGUGCGGGUGCGUGGGGGGCGGCGGGCUCCGCGUGGGCGGCGGCAAGGUGCGCGUGGUGGGGUUUGA